Messenger RNA from Symbiodinium natans, 1995 nucleotides. NCBI's taxonomy places the organism in Eukaryota, Dinophyceae, Suessiales, Symbiodiniaceae. The record is from the annotation of a GenBank genome assembly.
AUGGACUCCGCGCCGGCAUCCUCAGAUGCCACGCAGGCGGAGGAGCAUGCCAGCAAAGAGCUGAAGCUGGAGGAUACUCCGAUGACCAAGAUGCCAGAUCCAGAUGCCAGUUCAGAUGCUGCUGUGGCAGCCGACUCCUCAACGCAGACGUGCGGAGCAGAUGCCGCGGAAGGUCCUCAGGAAGAUGUGGCGGGGAUCGAAGCCGAGAUGGAGCCCGACAGGGAGUCAGAUGAGGAGUCCAGCGCUGAGUCGGCAGAGCUGCUGGUGAACAGGCUUCUGACAGACCCGAAUGAGCACCUGUGCCCGAUUCUCCACUCCAUGAUGGAGCAGCCGGCCGUAGCAGAGGACGGCUUCACGUACGAGCGGAUGGCUAUUGAAGAGGCCUUGCGGCAUCGCCGCAGAAGCCCAAAGACCAAUGAGCCCAUGGGGACGAAGGUCAUCCCGAACCAUGACAAGCGGAUUGCAAUCAUUAGCUACAAGGAGCAGACCGUCCUGGAGAUCAUCUCAGUUGCUCCACGGGUCAGCAGCUACUACGCAGGCAAGCUGCUGCAGAAGGCCGAGAGCUUUGUUCGACCCCAGCUCCCGGACCGGGCUGCGCGAGCAACGCUUCUGCAGAUCUUGCGGCUGAAGGCAAGCCGGGUUGCAGAGCAUCGUGGCACUGCGGUCUCCGAACUGUUCAGCAUUCUCAGCAGGGAAGAUUCGGAGACCAUCAUGGGUUUGCUGCAGAAUUUUGAAGCAUAUGGCUUGCGGUCGCACCUGAGUCAGUGCGACGACGGGAUGAUCGCCACACUGCAGGCCGCAGCACGCAUCCCUCCGACCCUGCCGUGCCAUGCCACCCUCGACUGGGAGCAUGCGCGCAGGCUCAUGGCCAAAGCGCAAACCGCUGACGGUGCCCAAGCUUUCUGGCAGUUCGUUUUCCUGAUGAGCACAGGAGAGGAUCCUGGAGCUUGGAUGGAUGCUGCAGCUUUGAUGCUGGUGGCAGUCCAUGACGAAGCCCAAGUGAGUUUGUUAGCUUUGCCGGAUGAUCUGCUCCACAAGGCUCAAGCCUUUCUGCAAGAUGAGCCAGCCAGAUCAGCUCGUGCGAGCGAGCUCUUCGACACUGAGCUGAAUUGGGGCAGCGACCAGGAUCGCACGAAGCUUUGGGUCACGCUGCUCUUCGAGCUAUCCAAGAGAUGCCCGGAAGACACCGUGGCCCGGAGCCUCAUGCUGGAAGCCAUGCAACUCCUCCUGCGGCUGGAGCCUUCAUCCAUCCUGGCACUUGCAAGGCAGCUUGCUGCAGGCGGUCGAGGUGUGGAAGCCGCACAGGUUGGUGUUGCGGCCGCACAAGCCUUUGCAAGUUGCAACAGGCAAGAGGAUGCUCUGCAGUCCUACCUCUUUGCCUACAGCCUGGACCCGAACAACGCGCACGCCUCGCGUGGUGCAGUCACAGAAGCUAGCAGAACAUGCUCCGAGCUGCAGAGGCUGAACAGGGAGCAGCAUGCCACCAUUGCGUCCCAGGGUGCCAGAAUUGCCGCUUUGGAAGACAAGGUGAAGAGCUUGGGUGGCCCGCCGGUGAUCGUUGGCAGCUCACGCUCUAUCCAGACAGGGCCGGGUACAUCCUUAUUCCUUGGCGGGCCGAUCAUCUUCGCUUGGGACAUUUCGCAGGAGGACUUCUCGGGGCUGUCCAAGGGGGAGUGCAGAGAGAGCCCGAGCUUUACGCUGCCAGGGCUUGACAUCAAGGUCUGGAUAAGGUACCAUCCGCAAGGGGAGCAGCGCUCACCCAAUGGAUUUGCAGCUGUUUUCCUGAUGCGAGAUCAGAAGAGCAAGGUCCAGUUUGAGCUGAGCAUGGAUUCAAACUCCUGGAAGUCCGAGAGCUUUGAUCAUCUGCCAUGGAAUGAAGCUGGAGAGGGUCGAGGAACUUGCAACACAUUCUUCCGGCAAGGGCGCUGCAAGAUCCAAGCGACCAUCCAAGCAGUGCGGCUCCACGGCUCCGACGACCUGACCUAUCGCUUCUAG